This is a messenger RNA of Schistocerca cancellata (South American locust), 2966 nucleotides long. Its product is annotated as solute carrier family 66 member 2. Gene Ontology annotation, biological process: phospholipid translocation; retrograde transport, endosome to Golgi. The coding region runs from base 225 to 1049 and encodes 274 amino acids. The record is from RefSeq and is a predicted model, not a curated record. Gene Ontology annotation, cellular component: trans-Golgi network; endosome. The transcript is spliced from 6 exons. Lineage: Eukaryota; Metazoa; Arthropoda; Insecta; Orthoptera; Acrididae.
UUCUUUGAAACGAGAGUGUUUGGCAAGAGCAAUCGUGAUGUACGGAGAAAUGACUUUAAGCGGAAAUGGAUUUAGAUAACAAAGUGCAAGUGAGAUGUUUUAUUAUCAGUUGUGUAAACAAGUAGUAGGGAUGUGAGACACGUAGCGGUAUUUUCAGAAUCAUAUUUCCAAUAUGCCUUGAGAUUUUUUAAAAAAAGAGGAGGAGCAGAAAAAGAAAAAAAGCUAUGGAUACGGUUGUUGAUGAAUUAUCUCUCUCUCUGUCAAAUGUAGUUAAAUGGAUUGCUAUAGGAGCAAUAGUGUUUGGUGGCAUAGUGCCAUAUAUUCCACAGUACAAGGAAAUAAAACGAACAGAAGAUACAGAAGGGUUUUCAUUAUUUGUAUGUCUCACAUUGCUAAUUGCUAAUACACUGAGGAUAUUUUUCUGGUUUGGAAAGCAAUAUGAACUACCACUACUUAUUCAAAGUAUAAUAAUGAACAUAACCAUGCUCGCAAUGGUUCAUCUUUGUGUCAAUAUCAGGAACAAGAAUCAGAUAAUCCGCAGUAAGGACAAGGUGUUUUCAGAAGUGAGCAGCAAGGAUGACACAAGUGGAAGGUCUCACAAGAGUAAUAAGCAGCGGUUUCCAGUGCACACCUUCCGUGACUUUGAUUUACAAUACUUCUGGGCUUGGACAGACUUCAUUUCGUAUAUAGAUUUUCUCAUAGUUUUUCACAUAGCCUGUGGCAUAGUUAUGUACCUUUUUAUCGACGUGCCAUUAUUUGUGGAAUUGGUUGGAUUCCUAGCAGUACUUUUUGAAGCAAUGCUUGGUGUCCCACAAUUAAAAAAAAAUUACCAGAACAAGUCUACGCUGGGCAUGAGCGUGCAAAUGGUUCUAAUGUGGACAACAGGAGAUAUCUUCAAAACAAUAUAUUUUUUGGUAAGGCAAGCGCCUCCACAAUUCUGGAUUUGUGGAGUUUUACAGAUUCUCAUUGACAUUGGGAUACUGACACAGGUUUAUUGGUACCGCAAUAGCUCUGGUGUUAGAGCUAAAAAGCAGGAUAUGCCAGACUAAUAAAAUAGCAUUUAUAUGAUCAACUGUGUUGUGAUUUUGCAUUACUGAUGUAAAUACAGAAUGUUUUGUAGUUUGUGCAUUUAAUUGUUGGUCUUUUAUGAAAAAAAUAUUGUUUCAGUAUUUUGUAUUAAUGAGAACUGUAACAACUAUUAUAUAGUGAUUAUGUGUGUGCCUGUGUGUGUGUGUGUGUGUGUGUGUGUGUGUGUGUGUGUGUGUGUGGACAGCAUAAAAUUAAUUAGUGGUUUUAAUGUUAUAAAUACAGAUUCAAAGUAAUUAGAAAGUAUAAAAAUCUGUACUUAAACUGAAGUAAUUUUCCACUUACUUAAGACUAAUCAGAUCUAAAUUGAGUUAUAAUGCUGAAAUAGUCUCUUUAUGAUAUACUUUAAAUCUAAUGAAUGAGAAUAUUUUAGUAUUCAGGUAGAUGUUUAUUCUGGGUGUGGGGGGGAAGCUCACAUUUGAGCGUGCAUAUCUUUAUCUACAGAUUAACUAGCAUUGUUGAGUAAUACUAAGUACCCUCAACAAGAAGCGCUUUGUGUGUGUGUGAUGGAAAAUAUUUGUGGUAAAUAUUUGUGGUUCAUGACAACUAUUUAUAAAUAGCCCCAAUGAUUAGUGGUUUUAAUAGGUGGUAAUUAGUACCACUAGGUUCUGUUUGUUCAGUAUAAAACAAGUAUUAAUAGUGCUAGGAAUAGGGAAUAAAGUAUGAUGUUAAUUUAAGAAAUUGAAAAGUGAAGUGAAAUGUAGUUGUGCAUUAGAACAUCUCUAAUAUCUCAUUUACAUGUGAGUUUUGUAGUAUUCAGUUAAUAUUGCCUUGUCACUCAGCUCUCUAAUCCAUUAUUGGUAGCUGUGCAAAUAACACGAAACAUCUUAUAUGUCAUUCUUAAAUCUACCCAUUUUUGAUUGUGUGUAACUACAGGCAUCAAUCAUUACCAUUUGUUUUAAACUUCAUUGAUGAUCUGCAGUAAAUGUGGAGGGAGGGGUUUCUUCCCCCUCUCCUGAGAUGUGAUACAAAAAGAACCACCUCUCGUAUGUGGCCAGUAACUUGCAGCUUUCUCUAAAAGUGGAUAUAGACUUGCAAAAUUAACUUCUUAUAUUGACUUCUCUAGCUUGCUUUCCGAAAUAUGUGGUAUAAGAACUUUAUUUUGAUUCACUUGACUAAAGUUCUUUGUUAAAAACUUAAUUGUAGAGCCCAGAGUUGAUGUAGGUAGCUUUCAGAGAAGCUAGUGACAUUUAAGUGAGUGUGUUGGCCUUGAAGUAUUAAAAAUCUUAGGCUUGAAUUUUAUGUAACAAUUAAGAGUAUAUGUGCCUAACACAACAUACUAGAGUUUAUCCCUAUUUGAUGCAUAUUAUACUCCAAUUCCAGGAUUAGUGUACAGUUCAAUAACAAUUAAUGAUCCUGCACAUCUGUUUGUAGUCAUUAUAACAGUGAGCAUAAUUGAAAUAUUUGUAAACAAAUAGGUUAAGGAAAUGGCUGCCAUUAACUUUGAAGGCAGAGAUAUUUGUUUUGUAAAUAAUGUUUGUACCCUCUUUUAUCAUUCCCACUGUGUGUGGUGGGCAUACCAAUAAAUUUUAAAUGUUUGUACAUAUCACUAGUAUUUUAAGAAAAUUAAUUGUUAGGGAAGAUACAGAGCCCCUGAUACAUUUGUCAGUACAACUUUAAAUGUCUUAUAAUUUUAUACUUAAGGGACUGUGUAAAGAAUGUUAGUAAUGUAAAUUGAUAUGUGUGAAAUAAGUUGAUCCAUACUGCAGAGUUUAUUGUAACAUAAUAUUCCAUGUUGUUGCUUGAGAAUAAUCAUAAACUCAUUCAUAUAAAUUUAAAGAAAUAGCCUAAAAUAGUAUCUACAGCUUCUGUUACAAUUUAGUUUUUAAGGUUUCGUGUAAGUGCAAAUAUUUUUGAAUAAAAUUCUUUUGGCCAACAAA